This is a messenger RNA of Polistes canadensis, 2618 nucleotides long. RefSeq lists its product as uncharacterized. Bases 289 to 762 code for a protein of 157 amino acids. The transcript has 3 exons. The record is from RefSeq and is a predicted model, not a curated record. Gene Ontology annotation, biological process: septate junction assembly. NCBI's taxonomy places the organism in Eukaryota, Metazoa, Arthropoda, Insecta, Hymenoptera, Vespidae.
ACACCAUCCUCUAGUCUUACACGACUAGACGUAACUAGACGAUCGACUCUGUUUUAAAAGACAACGAUUAUCAACGAUCUGGGCGUUGUUUGUUGGUUGGUUGAUUGGUUCAUCGUAAAAGUGAAAAAUAAUAUCGGAUAUAAGUAUCAAGGUUAUUUUCUCUAUUUAGUUGAAAACGAUUCAAAAGUGUGAAUUGAAUUUUUUUUACGGGAAUUUCAAGUAAAUCGAAAGAGAGAGAGAGAGAGAAAGAGAGAAAGAGAAAGAGAGAUAGAGAUAGAGAGAAAAAAAAUGCCGGAGGAAAAUGGAAAACAAUUUAUUUCUUCGAGACUUCAAAAAUAUUUGAAGGAAGCACCGUUCUUCUGUAAGAUCAUCGAACUUAUUUUAUGCGUUAUAUCGGUGGGUUUAAUAGUCAACCCCUUCAAUGAAAUUUCUCAAAAGGAUAUGAAAAAAGACAUAAACGAUGUUGCUAUUGUCUACGUAUCACUCUGUGGUUAUAUUUUGAUAAAUGCUAUCAUCAUCCUGUGCCAUUUACUUGGUGAUCGUAUGCCAAAGAAAACGGCAAUAACAUUUUCCGUGAUGGGGGCGGUACUCUGUCUUACUGCCGGCCUUGUCCUGAUUCGUAGUUGGACAGAAUAUCCGAACAAUUUGAUAUUACCAAAUGUCGAACAAUAUAGCCAUCAGAUGAUUUCAAGUGCAGUAUUCGCUAUUAUUGCAUCAAUUUUCUUCUCAUGUGACAUUUAUUUCAUUAACAAGUAUUAUUAAACAUUUUUUAAAUGAAACUAAAAAAACACACACGAAUCUACGAUUAUUGGAUAUUCAAAAAACAAAAAUGACAUAUUAAACAAUUUGUUUUCUUUAUGUAUCAGAAUUUAAUUGAUUCGUUAACUUUGGAUUUGACUACGAGAGGAAGUAUCAUGUUUUAACACAAAAUAGAGAGAGAGAGAGAGAAAAAAAGAAUUUCGAUUCCAUAUUCAACGUUUUCAAGGAUUUAACGAUAUUGAAACAAAAUUUGAGUUAUUGUUCGAAUUAUUCGAAUAAUAUUCUAUUAUUUUGUUUUUACAUGUGAAAUAUGCGGAAAUAUUUUUAAAGCGAACUUAUCGAAAAUAUUAUAAUAUAUACGAAGCUUUGUUAACACGAAUCGAUAGUAUUUGUUAUUAUCUAGUUUCAAGAAAAAAGAAAAUAAAAAAACAAACCAUAAAAGAUCAACGAAAUAUCGAUAAGACGACUUGAUUUACAUAUGUAUAUCUGUGUAUGUAAGUAGUGCGACAGUGAAACGAGUCGAAGUAUGGUCAGACCGAUAAAAGGUGACCACAAUGAAGCUCAUGUUUACAUGGAUCGUGAUCUAUUUCUACAAACACACAUAUAUGAUACACAAAAAGAUAUAGUACAAAAAUUUAACGUUAAAAUAUAAUUCGAUAUAUUACAAGAAUAAAAACGUAAUAAUUAAAUUUAUUUGAAAUCGAAAAACCUAGAAUCGUAGUAUUGGAUUCUAAAUAAAUAAAUAAAUAAAAAAAAGAAAAAAAAAAUUCAACAUUAUAAUUUGUUAAUAAAUUAAAAAAGAAAAAUGUGAGAUAUUUGGUGGAUGAUGCGUUUGAAAUUUAAAGACUUUACAAUGAAGUAAAAUAUAGUAAAAGUUUAUUUGAUGAUUCUCGUUGGAUAGUUUAGAACUCUGAGAAGAUAAAAAGAAGAAUUUCAAGAUACUUGCUUGUCGGAUACUGCAACUUUGAAAACCGAGCAAUUCUACGCUCUUAUCGAUCCAAACGUCGAAACAUGUCUUCUGCAAUAUACAUACUACAGCUAUAUAUUUCGAAAAUAUAAUACCUGUCUUUUCUAGAAACAAGUUUAUCCUUUCUCUUCGAUCGAUUAGAGAAAUUUACGACUAUUAUAAAUACAAAUAUGUCAUGCGUUGUGACUUAUUUUUUUUGUUUUUUUUUUUUGUUUUUUUGUUUAGAAUCCUAGAAAUUUAUCGAUACUUUCGAAUAAAGACGAUCGAAGAUAAAUUUUUAUCUAAUUGAAACAUUGUUUAUAUCUAUAUCUAUAAUUCAUAAUUGUACAUAGGCAAAUGUAUAAACAAGAGAUAUAUUGUAUCAGAAGGUAAGAUCUAUAAUUACCAAACAAGAAACACGAAACUCGGUCGUAGUCAAGUGCGUUGAUAAAUUGUUAUUAAAGAUAAUAAUACCGUGACGUCUUCGACCUCGGCAAAGAAUUUUCAUAUUUUGAAAAUUUAAUGUAAUAACAGUGAUUUUAAUGAUCUCUACGGUAGAAUCUUGAUUUUUCAUUUAAAUUUAUUUCGAAACGUGAUUUUUGAAAAGAACUGUUCGAAAGAUUGAGUAUAAUAAUCAUCUCUCUCUUUCUCUCUCUCUCUCUCUUUCUCUUUCUCUCACACACGCACACACUCACUCUCUCUCUCUCUUAUUAAAACAGAACAAUUUUUCAUUUAUAAAAACAUUGAAAAUCCGACCCGAUUUAUUAAACAAUACAAUUUCAUCGAUAGAUGACGCAAUAGUACUUUUUUGAACAUUCGAGAGAUGCUUUCACGUGAUUGUAACAUUUGAAAAAUAUAUAAAAAAAAAAAAUUAAGAGAAUUUACCCAAAAAAAAAAAAAAAAAAACCCCAAA